This is a messenger RNA of Echinostoma caproni, 642 nucleotides long. The record is from the annotation of a GenBank genome assembly. NCBI's taxonomy places the organism in Eukaryota, Metazoa, Platyhelminthes, Trematoda, Plagiorchiida, Echinostomatidae.
AUGAAUCUUGGACGGUGUAACACUCGAGGUGUGUUGACUACCAUCCACUCCUUGCGUUUUAAUCAACCGAUACAAGCAUUCACAACACGCAAUUCAUGGGAAAAGUUUAAUAUUCAACCAGAACAGGCUGGAUCAUCAACAAACUAUCGGGACAGUGGAUUGANNAUUAUCCCAAUCCCGCGUGCAACAUCCGUGGCCGAGGGUGGUGGUAGUGGUGUACCGUAUCAAGAAACGUAUUACCAGCCGAAACCGAACAAUUUGCGUUACAAUCCGCGCAUGUACCAAGGUGGUCUGCUACCAAGGUUGGAGUUCACUGAUGAGCCCGUUUACAUGCCUGACUAUCGACCCAGAGAUUAUUGGGCCCCUCAUAGGGCGCAUUUCGGACAAAAUGAUUAUAUCGAUAUCCUAGGUGAUGGUAAACUGGACCCGAAAGAUUUCUACACUGGUCCCAUGUGGGCACUGGGUGCCCGGAACCAAUAUCAACGGGUGUGCGCACGACUGAACAAUCCCUCUCUGUUGGCAUGGAUGCAAGAGUUCGAACCCUCCAGACUACAUUUAGAGGCGAAAAAUCAGCGUUUUCUAUACAAAAAAGUUAACAAAAGGAAAAAUAUCAAAUUCCUGCAAUAUCGUGAUGCCCCGUGA